Molecule: messenger RNA, 1293 nt
Organism: Alternaria metachromatica
Lineage: Eukaryota; Fungi; Ascomycota; Dothideomycetes; Pleosporales; Pleosporaceae
Exons: 2
Coding region: 1-1293 (430 amino acids)
Cellular component (GO): mitochondrion
Molecular function (GO): sulfide:quinone oxidoreductase activity; FAD binding
Source: RefSeq, a predicted model, not a curated record
AUGCAGGCUGUUCGAGGCCUCGCGACUGGCUCACCUGCGACCAGUGUAUCAAAACAUCACAAGAUCGUUGUCAUUGGAAACGGUUCAGCUGGUGUCGCAGUAAGCCAUCAACUGUUACGAAAAGGACGCUUUGAAAAGGACGACUUUGCUGUUGUCGAUCCGGGCACUUGGCACCAUUACCAACCGGGCUGGACAUUGGUGGGCGGCGGCUUGAGCAGCAAACUACAAUUCAAAAGGCCGAUGAGCGAACUUGUCGCAUCUGGGACAACGUUCUACAAUGACCACGUGGUGGGCAUUCACCCGCAAGACAACUAUUUGUCGCUGGGAGACGGUGACAAAGUCCAGUAUGACCAUCUCGUCAUCGCUCCAGGCAUCAAAGUCGAUUACAACAGCAUCAAAGGCCUCAGCGAAGCAAUGGCCAACCCUGAUAGCCUUGUAGCGUCUAUAUACAGCUAUCACCAUUGCGACAGGGUGUUUCAAAACAUUCAGCGUCUCAAGAAGGGCUCGGCCAUCUUCACCCAGCCUUCCGGUGUAGUGAAAUGCGCAGGCGCACCUCAAAAGAUCAUGUGGCUCGCAAUGGAUCACUGGAGACGAGCAGGCCUCUACAGCAACGAUCCCGAGAAAAGCACCAUCAAGAUGACUUUCGCGACUGGUCUGCCCACUAUGUUUGGCGUACCGAAGUACAGCGUCAAACUGAACGAAAUGCGAGAAGAGAGAGGAGUCACCGGCCUCUUCGAACAUAACCUCAUCGAUAUUAACGGGAAUACUGCGACAUUCGCACGACCGAACGGCGAACAGCCCGUACAGCGACAGUUUGACUUCCUUCAUGUUGCGCCCCGAAAUGUACCGCACGAUUUUGUGAAAGAGAGCGGGUUGGGCAACGACGCGGGAUUCGUAGACGUGGAUCAGCACUCUCUCCGGCACAAGAAGUUCAAGAACGUGUGGUCGCUCGGCGAUGCGGCGAGUCUGCCAACGUCGAAAACGGUGGCUGCAAUCACAUCCCAAGCGCCUAUUCUCACACAAAACCUCUUGCGUACUAUGGAUGGCAAGGAGCCAGAGUCCGAAUACGAUGGCUAUACUUCAUGUCCGCUUCUGACCGGUAACAAGAAGGUGCUUCUUGCGGAGUUCAAAUACGGUGGUAUGCCGAAAGAGACGUUCAAUACAUGGUUUGGGGUUGACCAGGCUGUCCCGAGACGCGCAUUCUAUCAUCUGAAGAAAGACUUCUUUCCUUGGGUUUAUGACCGAUAUCACGUGAAGGGCCGGUGGGGUGGCCCAAGUGGCUGGAUCAGGUAG